Aspergillus aculeatus ATCC 16872 is the source of this 3807-nucleotide messenger RNA. RefSeq lists its product as uncharacterized. NCBI's taxonomy places the organism in Eukaryota, Fungi, Ascomycota, Eurotiomycetes, Eurotiales, Aspergillaceae. The annotation marks the transcript as partial. Gene Ontology annotation, molecular function: protein binding. The record is from RefSeq and is a predicted model, not a curated record. The transcript is spliced from 4 exons. Gene Ontology annotation, cellular component: membrane.
AUCAGUCUUGUCGACAAGACCGCCCCCCGUCGUCCGUCGGACGAUGCGCUGGCGCAAUCGCACACCGCAACAACAGACCUCUCCCGGAAUAUCUCGAGGAAGUUCACCCGUGCAUCUAUACGGAGCGAGCUCGCCAAGCGCAAGUAUGCCAAAUGGCAGCCGGACCGUCUAGGACUUACCGACGAUGAGGACACCUCCGACCGCAGACUGUCCGAAGGGCGCGACCUGUUCACGACCGAGACGAGAACGGACACACUGGCAGGGGAGAGUCGCUUGACCGCGGGCCCCUCGUCGUCGCAGAGCUCUCCGGAGGACCAGCACAAUGUCGACUCGUCGGACGUCGACCAGCAGGCCGCCCGAGAUCACGAACAUGACGGCCAGAACCACCCCAAGCUGUCGGGGCUGAAGCCCGGCACCGAGCUGGAAAUCCUGUACGAGAAUCAACGGGGUUGGUUCUUCUUCGGCAUCCCCCUCUAUUCGCACAGCUCGCUGCUCAACUUUGACCCGGCGGCCUGGACGACGCCCGACGGUCGGGACAGCGCCGUCGACAUCACGAAAGCGCAGCUCCCGGACCCCAGCUGGGAGUGGGUCUGGAAGACCUGGUACGUGGACAUGUCCGGGGAUGUGGAUGAUCAGGGCUGGCAGUACUCGUUCUCGUUCGGCUCGUCGGCCUGGCAUGGGUCGCAUCCCUGGUAUCAUUCGUACGUACGCCGUCGCCGAUGGGUCCGACUCCGAGUGAAGCGCGUGUCGGAGCGCAGUCGUCGGGGCCGGUCGGGUCUGGAGGUGGCGCACAUGCUUAACGAGGAUUAUUUCACGAUCCACUCGGGUAAGGCGAAGACGAGGGCGUCGAGCACGGACGGACUGUCGCGGGCCACGUCCGGGUAUCUCAGUCGCGCGGCUACGAAGGUAGAGGAGGAGGUUCCAGUGGAGGAAAUCGCUAAUAUCCCGGCCUUGAUGCAUGCGUUGCGAGUGGCCAGAGUCGACCGGGAGAAGAUGGACGCUCUGGAGCAGUUUAUGCAGGAGGGUGAGGACGAGCUCUUUUAUUUGGAUGGAAAGAUCCCGGAGAUCAUGUCUAUGUUUGUCUUCCAGGCUUCUCGGUGGCAGUACUUCACCCGCUUAUCCGAUGUCGUCGAGGAGCUGUCUCAGAGUAGCUCUGAAGCAAGUGGGAAGGAGGCAGCGGAGCUCCAGCGCAAACGCGAUCACUUUCAGAAAGCUGCAGAUGUAGCCCGGCGUCAUCUCACGGGACCUGAAGUGCUGCAUUCCGAUGACCGGCACCUGGAGGCGGGGAUGCUGGACCUGACUCCAGCCCCAAAGAGAGGCAGUUUGUUGUCGAAGUACUCCGGCAAAGUCUCAUUCCGCCCUAUGGAUGACGGUGGUGAAAUCAAAGGAAUCCCCCAAGCAGCUGAAGUCGGGCGUGAGGGCCAUAUUUACCACUUGUACUUCUUUUCUUGUCCCUGCUACAGUUCCUUUGUUAGAAUGAAAGCGGAGUGCUGGCGGCGACGGGCACAAAACCUCGGGCCGUUCACUGACCGCCUUGGCCGGGAAAACAUUUCUAGGGUCGGUCCCUACGGGCUCUCGUCAAUGCUUUCACGCAGUCGGCCAUAUCUCACGAGGCGCAGAUUACCUGCUGUCCUGGACCACGUCGCGACUGCCCCCGAUGAGCCACUCCUCUUUCUUUACCCAUCCUGGUUUACGUCUCUGCCCGCGCAUCGGGGGUCGUCCUUGACAAGAAACCCCGCUCUUAGUUUAUCCAGACAAUACCAUCGCCCUAGCAAACGUGGACCCAGUGUCCCCCGACUCUCCCCGCAGUCCUCGACCGGAAAUUAUUCGUCUAGACAAAUAACCUCUUCUUCCAUUGCCGUCGGCAGACGUGGCCUAGACAAGGAAGCCACAAAGCCUGCAGCAAAGCCUCAAGCUUCACGGACGUCGCCCCUCCCUCAACCGACGUCCGACAACACUUCGAGAUGGACGCCACCGCGGGUAAGAAGUCUUGCUGCGCUGUCUUCGAUCUCGCCCCGCGAUAAAAAGAAACUACAACACCGACAAUCCGAACUCGACAACACGCGCAAGAACCAACAGAAAACGAUAGAGAGACGGUGGAAGGACCAGGCUGCGGUUUACGAGAGGAUGCUCAGGAUGAAUCGGGCAAUUCCGGCACAUGCCCCGUUGAAGUCCAACCAGCUGGAGCUAUAUCUAAGGGAGGAGACGAUCGCCGAAUUCGCCGGCUUGGUGUCGAGGGGCGAGAACAUCUUUUAUCGCCAUGUGUAUCACGGAUGCAAGGUGCAUGUUAAGCCGCUGUCGGAGAGCGUCGGGAUGUGUCGCCGGGUGAUCUUGGAGGGUCGACCGGCGGCCGUGGAGGAGGUCAAGAAAGAACUGCUGGAGAUCGGGACCCUGCAAGAUGAAUAUGAUCCGGUCGUCGACAUGCGUAAACCGGUGGUUCCCAUCUACCCUCGGGUUGACCGACGGAUACACAAAGACAUACCCUUGGUUCGCGGCACGUGGGAUAUGCCUAAGGAUCCCACGGAGUUCACUGUGGAUCAGAUUGUCCGCCAGGGAGAGCUCCUAGCUACUGUGAGGGACUUUACGCACCAUGUGGAGGAUCUCAUCACGUCUUGGCCCAACUCCAGGGAGCAGCCGGGUAAGCACGGUGCGGAUGUGGCCGAUGCUCUUGAGACGCUAUUCCUGAAAAGCGCCCACACAGAAUUGAUAUCAACAGCGUCGUUGAAUCAAGCCCUGUCGUUCUUGCUAGAGCGCAAGCAGUAUUGGAUCGCCCACCAGAUUUUCCACUCUGCAAAACAUGUUGCAACCGUGGAAACCUUCAACAUGAUGCUCAAGUCGACGGCCCUCGAGCAGAACCUGAAGCGGUUCAGGAACCUUUUGCAUGGUAUGGAAAAUCUGGGCAUCCGCGCAGAUGUCGAGACCUGGCUUGCUUUUGCUGACUGCUUUGUUUCUCCAACCAAGAAGAUGGCAGUAGUGAACAGUCUACGGCAGCGAGGGAUGCUGCAGAAGACCACGCUACAGCGGACAGCGUUGCGCGCGGUUUUACACGACCUUCUGGUAGAGCAUCUCCAUGACGGCGGCGACAUGAACUCUUUUCUGGAAAAGAUAGCCCGGGACUGGGACAGCACGAUGUGGAGCCCGAGUAUGGUCAACCAGAUGAUGUGCGCCGUCAUGCGAGUGAAUCAUCUGAAAGCGAGAGAUCAACUGUUCCAAUUCUGCAGGCAGAAUGGCUUACGUAUCGAGCCCUACACUUUUUAUCUUCUCGUGGGCACAUGCAACAAGGGCAACAUCCUUCAGGCCCUGCAAUACAUGUACCAGACCAUGGAGGAUCCCGCGCGAGAACUCAACGUCACCGGCUGGACGCGACUCUUCCUACACGCAUGGCACGGCGGAUACUACAACAUUUGCCGUGUCUUAUGGCGGUAUGCCUGCAUGAGAGGGCAUGCGGCUUCACGCAUUGCCGAGCGGGUCUAUGAAUCCCUGCUGCACGAAGCUGGCCCGGACACAACCUUCCGCAGGGCCGUCGCGGCGCGGCUCAUCCUCGGAAUUGACCUGGGGACGCCCCGACCGACCUCGGGCGGAAGGUUUUAUAGGCUAAAGGGGUUGCCGGCUGAAUAUGCCGCAGACCCGGUGAAAUAUCUGUGCAUCCAGGUUGAUCCUACGGAGCGGAACAACCAGCUGAACGUCAGCGAGGCGAUCCUUGCUCGCGAUAUGGAUGUGGGGCGAUUUUACAAACCUCAAGUAUCACUUCGGGCGAUGCUCGACGCUGCGACUAUCGUGGAUCUGGAAUGGAAGGAACUGGCUCGC